This is a messenger RNA of Closterium sp. Naga37s-1, 876 nucleotides long. The record is from the annotation of a GenBank genome assembly. NCBI's taxonomy places the organism in Eukaryota, Viridiplantae, Streptophyta, Zygnematophyceae, Desmidiales, Closteriaceae.
AUGAAACACCCUCCGGACUACUUUGUGGCUGUUCCCCUUGUCUUUGAGGUUUUAUACAGUGGAGUCCAGAAGAAGCUUGCUGCAGCAUCAGCCGCCAGGACAGCAAUUGCCAAGUUCCUGAUAAAAGUCAGCUCUCUUCACAAGGAAGCGCUGCGCAUCUGGACAGGAAUGGCUGUCCUUCGUUCACGUGAAAACGUUCAGGGGCUCAUGUUCAUGAAGGCGGUGGCAGAAUGUCUGGGAGCCGGGCUUUUAGCGCUGGUACUGCUGCCUCUCCACCUGCUGGCGGAGAAGCUUGUGUACACCAAGGUCAAAGCUGCUAUCGGCAUUAAAAAGGCAGCUGUGAGUGGUGGAGGCAGCUUGCCGUCGCACGUGGACAAGUUCUUUGAGCAAAUCGGGAUUACUCUGCUCAACGGAUACGGGCUCACAGAGACCUCUCCUGUGCUGACAGUCAGGCAAAGUUCCAACAAUGCAUUGGGAAGCAUUGGGAGUCCCGUUCCUGGAACAGAGAUAAAGAUUGUAGACCUGGAGACGGGAGUUGGUCUCCCUGCAGGCCAGCGAGGGUUGGUCAAGGCACGUGGCCCCCAAGUGAUGAAGGGCUACUACAAGAACCCGGCGGCCACAGCAAUGGCAAUUGACAAGGAUGGUGAAAAUGUGGAGCCUGCUUUUGUCGAGGAGGUUGCACUUAGCAGCCCUGCCAUCCGCCAAAUAAUGCUCGUUGGCCAGGACCAGAGAAAGCUUGGAGCGUUAAUUGUCGUGAAUGAGGACGAGAUGAAGGCUGCAGUGGCAAGAAUGAGAGCAGAGAAGGGGAUUGAGGGGGGCGAGGUGACAGAAAAGGAACAGAGGGCUGUCGUUCAACAAGAGCUCACCCGCUGGUAA